Molecule: messenger RNA, 1090 nt
Organism: Haemorhous mexicanus (house finch)
Lineage: Eukaryota; Metazoa; Chordata; Aves; Passeriformes; Fringillidae
Product: natural killer cell receptor 2B4-like
Exons: 5
Coding region: 94-915 (273 amino acids)
Biological process (GO): natural killer cell activation involved in immune response
Cellular component (GO): external side of plasma membrane
Molecular function (GO): MHC class I protein binding
Source: RefSeq, a predicted model, not a curated record
GGAGGAGGAGGAGGAAGGAGCCGCACGGAGCCCGAGCAGAGGAAGUCCCCGCCGGGCACUCGCAGCCCCGAGGGGUCCCCGCUGCGCUCCGAGAUGUCCCCGCCCGGGGGUCGCCGCUGUCCCCCCGCGCUGCUGGCGCUGCUGCUGGGGCUGGCCGGGAGCCGAGGAUUCCCGGAAUGCGAAAAUUCAGCUGUGACCGAGGGAGGGUCGCUGUGCCUGAGGCCGGAGGAACCCCCGCGGGAGUGGACAGAGAUCCGCUGGAAAUGGGAUAUUAAUUCAGGAACAUGGCAGCGGAUCCUGACAGCCCGCAGGGAUGGAGCUGUCUCCUAUCUCAGAGGUCCUUUCCGUGGGAGAGCGAAAUUCCAGCCGGGAAACCUCUCCCUGUGCAUCUCCCCGGUUCACAGGGACGAUCACGGGCUCUAUAGGGCCGAGUUCGAGAAUUCGGGAGCGAUUUCAUCCCGGUGCUUCCGAGUGUCCGUGUGGGACCCCGUCCCGCAGCCGGAGCUGAAAUCCCAAAUCCUGCAGCGGGGUCGGGGCUGGUGCCGCCUGGCCCUGCUCUGCUCCAGCCCCGGGAACGUCUCCUACAGCUGGGCCUGCGCCGGGGAUCCCCCCGGGCAGAUCCCGGGGCAGAUCCCGGAGGAGAUCCCGGAGGAGAUCCCGGAGGAGACCCCGGCGAUCCCCUCCCGGCUGCUGCGGAGGCUCCCCGAGGGCGCCGAACCCCAAAUCUGCCUCUGCAACGUCAGCAACCCCGCGGGGUGGAGCGCGGCCCGCGCCCGCCUCACCUGCCCAGAAAUUCCAGAGGAUUUCAGCCGCUGGAGACCUCUGGCCGUGGCCGUGGCCGAGGGGCUGACCCUGCUCCUCGUGGGCUGCUGCUGCUGCUGGAGGGAGAGGAGGAAGAAUUCCCAGGAAGGAUAACGGGGGCUACAGGCGCUUCCCAAAUCCACAGGAAUGGGAAUUCCUGGGACCCCGGAAUUCCCAUCCCGGUGGAAUUCUCCUCCUGGGAACUGCAGCCCCCACUGGGAUCCAUGGAACAGAAACAUCGAGAAAUUCGGGUUUUUCCCCCCAAGAUUCAACCCCCAGCUGCGCCUCG